Messenger RNA from Sclerotinia sclerotiorum 1980 UF-70, 1224 nucleotides. RefSeq lists its product as hypothetical. The record is from RefSeq and is a predicted model, not a curated record. Gene Ontology annotation, biological process: mRNA splicing, via spliceosome. Gene Ontology annotation, cellular component: cytoplasmic stress granule. NCBI's taxonomy places the organism in Eukaryota, Fungi, Ascomycota, Leotiomycetes, Helotiales, Sclerotiniaceae. Gene Ontology annotation, molecular function: mRNA binding. Bases 1 to 1224 code for a protein of 407 amino acids. The transcript is spliced from 6 exons.
AUGGCUUCCGAUAAUUCUAUGCAUACUUCGGAGAAUAGUGAUGAUACUCCUGACGAUUCCGACAAGAUCACAGUCUUGAAGAAGGAACAUAAUGCCCUAGUAAAGAACCUGCGACGCAAUCUUUACAAAGGUGGUAUUGCGGAGGAGACCUUGAAUAUCUUGAUUAAGGGCGAGACGCUGGCUGAUGAAAACGGUGGUUGUGAGAAUGGAACCUCGACUAUUCCUGCGACACAUGAAGAUCAUGACAACAGCACCGCCUUCAUGACACAAGUUCCUUCUCCGUCUACUCAAGACGCCAAUGGCCACCAAGCUUAUACAUAUGGCACACCACGGAAUAGCGGCACACUUUUUCCACGUCGUUCUCAGGACUACAAAGGCUUCCAGACUCGUAACUUACAGUAUCAACAGUCCCCGAACCAUUUGCAUACGGAUGCUUAUGACGAUCAUUUUAGUAGUCCAGAUGGGAUCGAUACCUUCGAUUUUGAGACUGGAAAUAGUUUGCAGACCAGGUUUCAACGUCCAACUUAUGAAAAGUUUGCCCAGCGUACCGUACUAUUGUUCAAUCUGCCGGAUGGUACCACAUAUGCAGACAUUUGUGAUGCUGUUAGGGGAGGCAUGCUGUUGGAUAUAUACCUUCGCACUCAUGAUCAUGCUGCAAGUGUAUCUUUCCUUGAGCAAGCCCAUGCAAAUGAGUUCCUUCGUCAUGUAAAGCGCAAUGACUUGUAUAUUCGUUCAAAAAGAGUCGAUAUUCGAUGGAACGACAGGCAAUUCAUUUUACCUAAUCAUAUCGCGAAUAAAGUAGGCAUUGGAGCUACUAGAAACCUCGUCAUUCAUAAUCGCAACCCUAAGCAUACCGAGGAAGUUAUUCGGGAUGAUCUCGAACAUAUCCAUAAUCUCGUCGUAAUUAAGGUUGCUUUUAAUGGUUCCAAGGCUUUUAUCUCGACAAAUUCUGUUCACAAUGCAAUGUUUGCUCGCACUUGCAUGAUGAGUCGUGGCGCUUAUAAAGGUUCAAAGAUUGAAUGGGAUAAUGAUGAAUGCGCAGCCCCGCUGGCGAGACGUCCAACUUCCCAAUCCGACAAUCCUCCUCAAGGCAAGAAGAAGGCCCCUUUGGUAAAUCGGUUUCAGCUUCUUAAUAUUGAUAGGGAGGAUGGAUCGGAGUCAGAUAUUGAAGGUAUGGGCGUUUCGGUUAUGCAGACGACUCCUCAAGCCGGACUUGUUACCUAA